UUUGUCUGGGAUUUUACACCCGGUACUCCAAGGAACUAGUGGCAGUCUUUACAUCUGCCUCGGCCCCUUUGCAAAAUUGGGAGACCUCAGACCAGCUUUUAGGUGAAAAAGGUCAGAGGGCCCUGUUUAGCCCACACUUGAACUCUAGGAUCAUCCAGACAGCCUGAGAUCCAUCGCAACCAUGACAACCAAAUCUAACAGCAGCGUUCUGGGUGGCAAGGCUUCCUCCUCUCCCCUCUUGUCCUCUCCAGCCCGCCAACGCCUAGUCACGAAAGAUGGACACUGUGCCCUUCGUCCCCCUCUGUGCUCUUCAGGCUCAUGGCGCGGGGCCUUGGGCAGAGCCUGGUUGCUCGCCCUGCAGGACCUGUGGGGACUGUUGGUGGGUCUGCGCUGGAGAUGGGUCCUGCUGGCCUUCUGCGCCUCCUUCCUGGCCCACUGGCUGCUGUUUGCCUGCAUGUGGUACUUGCUGGCCCACCUCAACGGAGACCUGGCUGUGCAGGACCACGAUGCUCCCCCACAGGGGCAUGUGGUUUGUGUGAAGCACAUAACCAGUUUUACUGCUGCCUUUUCCUUCUCCCUGGAGACACAGCUGACCAUCGGCUAUGGCACCAUGUUCCCCAGUGGGGACUGUCCCAGUGCCAUAGCAUUGCUGGCUGUGCAGAUGCUGCUGGGACUCAUGCUGGAAGCAUUCAUCACAGGUGCAUUCGUUGCCAAGAUUGCACGUCCCCAGAAGAGAGCAGGAGCUAUCCAGUUCAGCCCUCAGGCAGUGGUGGGCCAACAUCAGGGCCAGAUGUGCCUCAUGCUGCGAGCCACCAACCUGCUGCAGCGACCUCUGGUGGAUGUAAAAGUGAGUGCUGUGCUCUACAAGGAACAUGAAGGUCAGGCCCUGCAUCAGACCUCUCUGGACUUCCACUUGGAUCAUCUAGGCCAGCAGCCCUGUCCCUUCUUCAUCUUCCCACUCACCUUUUACCACCCCCUAGACCGCCAAAGCCCCCUCUAUCCCACCCUGUGUGAGGGCACGUCCAACCACUUUGAGUUGGUGGUCUUCCUGUCAGCCUUGCAGGAGGGAACUGGUGACUCCUGCCAGAAGAGGACCUCUUACCUGCGCCAAGAAAUCCAGUUUGACCGUCGCUUUGUCCCUGCCUUGGGGAUGGAUGCUCGGGGGAGAUACAUGGUGAGCACCCAGCACUUUGACACAGCCCACUCAAAGGAGUCUUUGAACAAGGACUGUGUGGUGCAGAUCAAUGGUGAUGGCAGCGACAGGAUGGAGUAGAAAUGCCGGGUUGGGGAUCGGAGCGUAUGGGGAUGAUAACA
Messenger RNA from Anoplopoma fimbria (sablefish), 1314 nucleotides. It is a transcript of the gene kcnj13, whose product is annotated as potassium inwardly rectifying channel subfamily J member 13. The transcript is spliced from 3 exons. The coding region runs from base 182 to 1273 and encodes 363 amino acids. NCBI's taxonomy places the organism in Eukaryota, Metazoa, Chordata, Actinopteri, Perciformes, Anoplopomatidae. Gene Ontology annotation, molecular function: inward rectifier potassium channel activity. Gene Ontology annotation, biological process: potassium ion import across plasma membrane; regulation of monoatomic ion transmembrane transport. Gene Ontology annotation, cellular component: plasma membrane. The record is from RefSeq and is a predicted model, not a curated record.